Molecule: messenger RNA, 2517 nt
Organism: Ochotona princeps (American pika)
Lineage: Eukaryota; Metazoa; Chordata; Mammalia; Lagomorpha; Ochotonidae
Gene: CACNG5
Product: calcium voltage-gated channel auxiliary subunit gamma 5
Exons: 6
Coding region: 118-945 (275 amino acids)
Biological process (GO): calcium ion transport; neurotransmitter receptor internalization; regulation of AMPA receptor activity
Cellular component (GO): AMPA glutamate receptor complex; postsynaptic density membrane
Molecular function (GO): voltage-gated calcium channel activity; channel regulator activity
Source: RefSeq, a predicted model, not a curated record
UGGAUUCUGCAAGCAACAGGACCUCUGAUUCCAUUGCCUCUUCAGCAGCAGCAAGCACAGGACUGUGCUCAUAGCAGCCUGCUCUGUGCUGGAGCCACCCAACAGAUAUCCGGAAAGAUGAGCACAUGUGGGAGGAAGGCCCUGACCCUGCUGAGCAGCGUCUUUGCUGUCUGCGGCCUGGGGCUGCUGGGCAUCGCCGUCAGCACUGACUACUGGCUGUAUCUGGAAGAGGGCGUGGUCCUGCCCCAGAACCAGAGCACUGAGGUCAAGAUGUCACUGCACUCGGGCCUCUGGCGGGUCUGCUUUCUUGCAGGUGAGGAGCGGGGACGCUGCUUCACCAUAGAAUAUGUGAUGCCCAUGAACACGCAGCUGACGUCCGAGUCCACGGUCAACGUUCUAAAAAUGAUUCGCUCAGCCACCCCGUUCCCUCUGGUCAGCCUCUUCUUCAUGUUCAUUGGGUUCAUCCUGAGCAACAUCGGCCACAUCCGUCCCCACCGGACCAUACUGGCCUUCGUCUCUGGCAUCUUCUUUAUCCUCUCAGGCCUCUCACUCGUGGUGGGCCUGGUACUCUACAUCUCCAGCAUCAAUGACGAGAUGCUCAACAGGACCAAGGACGCCGACUCCUAUUUCAACUACAAAUACGGGUGGUCCUUUGCCUUCGCUGCCAUCUCCUUCCUUCUGACCGAGAGUGCGGGGGUGAUGUCCGUGUACCUGUUCAUGAAGAGGUACACCGCCGAGGACCUGUACCGGCCUCAUCCUGGCUUCUACCGCCCUCGCCUGAGCAACUGCUCUGAUUACUCGGGCCAGUUUCUGCACCCGGAUGCCUGGGUGCGGGGCCGCAGCCCUUCCGACAUCUCCAGCGAUGCCUCCCUGCAGAUGAGCAGCAACUACCCAGCCUUGCUCAAAUGCCCCGACUAUGACCAGAUGUCCUCAUCUCCCUGCUGAGUGUGGGUCACCUGCCUCCCUGCACGGUGGACGGUGGACUGCCCUUCCUGCUCCCCGUCCCCACCCCUCACCCUGAGCCCUAAGACCAUGGUUCACAGACCCAGGCUGACCCACAGCUUAGCUCUUGUUCCUUGGCCUGAGUCCUCUCCCUCCUUCUCCCAGAGUAGCUCUCACUGCCCGGUGUCAGGAGUCUGGAGCCAGCCGUCCCCAACUCUCAAGAAGUCCAUCACAACCUGGUCUGCAGGAAGCCAGCAGCUUCUUCUGCACGGUCGAAAGAGGCCACUGUUGGCAGAUGUGCAUCUCCCUGAGCUCCUCACUCCAUGGCCAAGGCCUGCUCAAGGUCAUUGUACAGACACAGUGGGACUCCAGGGCUUGCCCGCUGACCAGGUGGCACUCACCUGCACUGGCUGAACUGUGGUGCCACAGGAUGACUGAUGGGGGGGGGGGGUCUGGUUGGCUCAGAAGUCAGGCAGGCUUGACUCCUACCAAAACCCUUCAUUUUGGUUUCCCUGGUCCCACACACAGCACACCUGAUUGUUCUGUCCCUCCUCCCUCCCUUUCCUCCUCUCCCUGCACCAGAACUCAGCUGGGAGGAAGGUCUGAGACCCCUCUGAUGGCCAAGGAAGUGACACAGGAGGUAUUUAUGGUCAAAGUUGUCUUCAUACCUAUGGCCCCUUGGUCUCCUAUUGAACUGGGGCCAUUCCAUGCCUUAACCCAAAGCUGGGACUAUGACUCGGAUGAUUGGAGAGUUUGGCUUGGCUGGGUUCAUACUCCCUUGGGCACUGUGUCCAGCCCUGAGGAUCCUGACCUUACUUGUAAGGACAGGCCUUGCACUGCAAAGCCCUCCACUGGGAUUAUGUAGACAGGUGCCUCUACCAUCAAAGUAGAAAACAGCUUUCCAAGAGGCCACCUUGGGCAUGGGAAUGGAGCAGGUGACACCUGGUGCAUUUUGAGUCUAAGAAAGCCAAACCAGAGAUGCCCCUCUGCCUUGCUGAGGAAUCCCACGGACACAUGGGAGUUGCCAAAUUCAUCCUAAUUUUCUUAAAGGGGAGCCUCUAGCCUCCUGGGUAAGAAAUAUCUAUAGGCAAAACAGAUGCCAUCCAAAGAAGAGACAGGGUGACACCAUUUUCCUCCUGGGAACUCUGAGCUGGGAAACUGGAAGCAAAUUCCUGGGUAUUGUGGGUAAGGGAUUCAAUGUAAGAGAUCUGGAGAGGAUGGAAUUCAGUAAGGAACAGGCAGAUGUUUGAGCAGCUGGACGCUGUCAUUCAUCUCUCAGCUUGUUGAGGGAAAAGACAAGAGAAGCCAAUGGUGGUCCCAGUUCAGCUGCAAACCCACUGGGAAUCCUCAGGUGACCCCUCUUCGUGUCCCCCAGAGCUUGGUGUGAAUUGUUUCCAAGCCCAGCCCAUUCCUCUGCACCACCACCCCAACUCCUGUGACCCCGUCUCCUUCAGAAAUCUCUGUGUGGCUCUUGUUUGAGACUUUUCAACCCUCACCUCUGAACAAAUAGCAACCGCCAACCCCCUGCAACCCUCCACGUUAGCACCUUGCAAUGGUUGUGGCACUCUAGUUACC